CCUUCCGUAUUUCUCCGACGACAUAUUGUUUGUGAGGAGCAAAUUCUGGAAAGCAAACCGAGGAAGAGGAUUACAAUUUAUUUAUCUCUAAACACAAGAAGUAACUGUCAUUUAAGAUCAAAUGGAGCCGUCAGCCAGUCCAGCGAAGGAUAACCACAGGAUGAACAGUUACAAGAACAAAGCCCUGAAUGUGGAGGAGAUGAGGCGCAGGAGAGAGGAGGAGGGUAUCCAGCUGAGGAAGCAGAAACGAGAGCAACAGCUGUUCAAGAGGAGAAACGUUGACAUGUUGAACGAGGAAGGAGUCAUGUUUGAGAGUCCGCUGGUCGACUCGUAUGUCACCUCUACAGCCACGGAGGAAGGAGUCCUAACUAAAGACUUGGUGGAGAUGCUCUUCUCAGAGGACCCAGAGCUCCAACUCACUACAACACAGUCAUUCAGGAAACUACUGUCCAAAGAACCCAAUCCACCUAUUGACGAGGUCAUCAACACCCCAGGCAUUGUAGAGAGGUUUGUAGAGUUCCUGAAGAGGAGCGUCAACUGCACAUUACAGUUUGAGGCAGCCUGGGCCCUGACCAACAUAGCAUCAGGUACUUCCAUGCAGACUAACAUAGUAAUCGAGGCAGGAGCAGUACCCAUCUUUAUAGAACUACUCAACUCGGACUUUGAAGAUGUUCAGGAACAGGCGGUAUGGGCUUUGGGUAACAUAGCAGGGGACAGUCCAGUGUGCAGAGACUACGUACUCAACUGUAAUAUCCUGCCACCAUUAUUAAUGCUUCUGACUAAAUCCACCAGACUGAGCAUGACCAGGAAUGCAGUGUGGGCUCUGUCUAACCUGUGCAGGGGGAAGAGCCCCCCACCGGUAUUUGAGAAGGUGUCCCCCUGUCUGCAGGUCCUGUCUAGACUGUUGUUCAGCAGUGAUUCAGAUCUGUUAGCAGACGCCUGCUGGGCUCUGUCCUACCUCUCUGAUGGACCCAACGAGAAGAUCCAGGCUGUCAUCGACUCCGGCGUCUGCAGGCGCCUCGUAGAGCUGCUCAUGCACACAGACUACAAGGUGGCGUCUCCUGCUCUGAGAGCAGUGGGGAACAUCGUUACUGGAGACGACAUUCAGACACAGGUGGUGUUGAACUGUUCAGCCCUGCCCUGUCUGCUCCACCUGCUGAGUAGUCCUAAAGAGUCCAUCCGGAAAGAAGCCUGCUGGACUGUCUCCAACAUCACAGCUGGCAACAGGGCUCAGAUACAGACGGUGAUUGACGCCAACAUCUUCCCUGUGCUGAUCGACAUCCUGCAGAAGGCGGAGUUUAGAACCAGGAAGGAAGCAGCCUGGGCCAUCACUAACGCCACCUCUGGAGGAAUGCCUGAACAGAUCAGGUACCUGGUGAACCUGGGCUGUAUCAAGCCUCUGUGUGACCUGUUGACGGUGAUGGACAGUAAGAUAGUCCAGGUGUCUCUGAACGGUCUGGAGAACAUUCUGAGACUGGGAGACCAAGAGGCCAAGCAGGAUGCAGGACCCAGUGGUACCGGCAUCAACCCCUACUGCUCUCUCAUAGAGGAGGCCUAUGGUCUGGAUAAGAUCGAGUUUCUUCAGAGUCAUGAGAACCAAGAGAUCUACCAGAAGGCCUUUGAUCUGAUAGAGCACUACUUUGGAGUGGAGGAGGAGGACCAGAGCCUGGCUCCUCCGGUGGACCAGGCCAAUCAGCAGUUCCUCUUUCCCCAGCAGGAGGCACCCAUGGAGGGCUUCCAGCUAUAACGCCCUCCCUGUCCUCUGGUUCUCAUCUGGUUCAUCUUAAACAACCGUCACUCAUACCCAUGGAGGAGUUUCAGAUAAAACAUCCACCCCCUUAUCUUCACCCCAUGGAGGAAUUUGGGGUAUAAUCAGUCCCCUCCACCCUCCAUGUCCAACCAUUGCCUCAUCCUCUAUACCCAGCCUGAGCCAAAGGGCAAGUUUUAGCCCCAACAGAUGAAGGGUGGUGGUGACCCCCCCCCCCCCCCCCCCUCACCCGUGAAGCAAUGACCUUAUCCACCUUAUAUCCUCCACCCCCACGGAAGGUAGAGCGUUGUCCUCUCCCUCUUUUCCUACGGAAGGUAGAGCAUUGUCCUCUCCCUCCUUUCCCACGGAAGGUAGAGCAUUGUCCUCUCCCUCUUUUCCUACGGAAGGUAGAGCAUUGUCCUCUCCCUCCUUUCCCACGGAAGGUAGAGCAUUGUCCUCUCCCUCUUUUCCCACGGAAGGUAGAGCAUUGUCCUCUCCCUCUUUUCCCACGGAAGGUAGAGCGUUGUCCUCUCCCUCCUUUCCCACGGAAGGUAGAAUGUUGUCCUCUCCCUCCUUUCCUACGGAAGGUAGAGCAUUGUCCUCUCCCUCCUUUCCCACGGAAGGUAGAGCAUUGUCCUCUCCCUCCUUUCCCACGGAAGGUAGAAUGUUGUCCUCUCCCUCCUUUCCCACGGAAGGCUUACAGAUUUAACUAUCCAACCUAUAUUCCCAAUCUUUGAGCUGGCUUUACCUACCCUAACAGAUCAGACACUUCUAACGGAAUGCCACGUCUCGGCUGUAGAGCCAAUAGGAGAGCUGAACACAACCCACUUGACCUGAUGAUAAAACAAAGCUCUUCCCAGAUCAGUGAUCACCCAACCAGGGCCAAGGUUUGGUCCAGUCCAGGUUUAACAUGCACAGACACAAUAACAGAUACACCGCCAGUACUGUUGAUACCCUGAUUCUUCUGACCGUAACGGUGGUUUGAUUUGGUUUGGUUAUUAGUGCUUCCUGUCUGCCCAUAGGGAUGUCCUUCUUCGGCAUGUAGGGGUUUGAUAGGUCAAACCUGACCAGUGGGAGGUGUGUUUAUUUAAUUUUUACCCUUUUCCUUUAUGACAAUUAUCUUCCUCGUCCUUAUCUGUUUCCCCCUCGUUUUAGCUUUUGUCAGCCCUGUUUUUCUCUCUGACCUGUUCUAAAACGUAUUGCAUCUACAUGCACCACCUGAAGACUGAAGUGUCCCAAGACAGAAGAAUGGCCUCUUUACUGUUAACAAUAAAACAAUCUGGAUGUAUUCUCAACUCAGAGGCCAAACCCUCAUUCAUAUUGGUUUCUUUCUAUAUCGGACAUACAGGGUUCCACUAAGCAAUUCUGGAGAUUCUUAAGAAUUCUAGAACUAUGGUUUGAAGUGGAGAGCCAAGGUUCUCCCCUUCUCGAACUAACUGAAUCCUUUCUCUACAAUGUAUUUUGUCUUUUGUUGAACUUUUUAGUUUUGUGCUUGUGGAGGAGCAUGUUGGGAUCUGAAUCGUAAAAUCAGGUAAACGUCUGGGCUAAGGGAGGGUGUUGACUGGGGGGGGGGUCUGCGAGGGGUAAGGGACUAUAGGUGUGUGUGUGUGGGGAUAUUGAAAGAUAUAUAAAGUCACCUAGGUUAUUAGCUUGAUCCGAGCUUGAUAUAACUAGCAAUAUAAUAUUUGUGCCGUGUUCUUCAUUAACGAUACGUUUUGAAUUAUGACGUGAUUCUAACUGUUUAAACAGCACACCGCUGGGGGGCGGGGCCUACGCUAGCCACAGCACGAGAAUAUGUGAUUAUCCAAACCAAACUUAUUUUUAUAUAUAAAUACAGACAAGAUGUAAGAUCUCCAUUUUGGCUUUCAAGGGAUUGUUUCUCUUAUUUAGGGAUUAGGGAUGAUUCCUUACUUGAAAAACACACGUAACUCAGUCAAACCUUAGUCAGAUGGCAACAUCAGAUUUAUGCAAAAAUAUUGAAGUUACUCACUUCCAUGUCCGGUUAGGAUUUGGGCUUUUUAGUUUUUCUUUUGGAUUUCUCUGACCCCUGGGAUGCGUUCCAUAGGAGCCUGGCAUGCAUUCCAAAUGGCACACUAUUCCCUAUAUAGUGCACUACUUCUGACUCUAUGGGCUCUGGCCAAAAGCUGUGUAAUAUAUAGUGUGCCAUUUGGGACUUGGCCCUGGUGUAAAUAUAUGUUUGUGCUGGCUGAGUUGUACUAGGCCCUGGAAUGUGAUGAGGUGUUGCUGCCCCCCCCGGUGUGUCUGUGGUAGGAUUUGCAUGGUGUUUCUAUUGCCUUACCUACUGUCACGUAGUAUCCCUUUGCCAAACACCUGGUAGUACACACCUGGUAGUACACACCUCUCGUGUGAGAGAAGAGGGUGCGGGGGGGAGAGGAGGAGGAAGAGGGGAGGCUGAAGAGAGUGCUGUAAUUUAGGUCUUAGAAAAUCUAACUAUAUAAGAAUUUAAUGUUCCAUUGACAAGAGAAAGUACAGGGGACAGAGUUUAUCACAUAUUAGAUGGUAUAGUUCAGGGGACAGUUAUCACAUAUUAGUGGCGUUGAGGCAAUACCAUCUAUUGUCUAGUUGGCGGUGAGGUAAUACCAUCUGUUGGCGGUGAGGUAAUACCAUCUAUUGUCUAGUUGGCGGUGAGGUAAUACCAUCUGUUGGCGGUGAGGUAAUACCAUCUAUUGGCUAGUUGGCGGUGAGGUAAUGCCAUCUAUUGGCUAGUUGGCGGUGAGGUAAUACCAUCUAUUGUCUAGUUGGCGGUGAGGUAAUACCAUCUGUUGUCUAGUUGGCGGUGAGGUAAUACCACCUAUUGUCUAUUUGGCGGUGAGGUAAUACCACUUAUUGUCUAGUUGGCGGUGAGGUAAUACCACCUAUUGUCUAGUUGGCGGUGAGGUAAUACCACCUAUUGUCUAGUUGGCGGUGAGGUAAUACCAUCUAUUGUCUUGUUGGCGGUGAGGUAAUACCAUCUAUUGGCUAGUUGGCGGUGAGGUAAUGCCAUCUAUUGGCUAGUUGGCGGUGAGGUAAUGCCAUCUAUUGGCUAGUUGGCGGUGAGGUAAUGCCAUCUAUUGGCUAGUUGGCGGUGAGGUAAUGCCAUCUAUUGGCUAGUUGGCGGUGAGGUAAUGCCAUCUAUUGGCUAGUUGGCGGUGAGGUAAUGCCAUCUAUUGGCUAGUUGGCGGUGAGGUAAUGCCAUCUAUUGGCUAGUUGGCGGUGAGGUAAUGCCAUCUAUUGGCUAGUUGGCGGUGAGGUAAUGCCAUCUAUUGGCUAGUUGGCGGUGAGGUAAUGCCAUCUAUUGGCUAGUUGGCGGUGAGGUAAUGCCAUCUAUUACCCAGUUGGCGGUGAGGUAAUGCCAUCUAUUACCCAGUUGGCGGUGAGGUAAUACCAUCUAUUGUCUAGUUGGCGGUGAGGUAAUACCAUCUAUUGUCUAGUUGGCGGUGAGGUAAUAGUGUGGUGAUUGUGUGUAGGGUUACAACUGAUAUCAGUUGUUUUUGCGUUCUGCUGUUGAAUCCUCCAACCAGGAUUUCUGUGAAACGGGAAUUUGAGAAAAGGUACCGUAAUUUUGCAACUCUGCCGUGUUGGAAAGAAAUGGGAAUGACAACUUGUAACGUUGCAUCGGCCAUUGUGAAUGUGAUAAGUACUAUUUGUCACUGUGAUGCGGAUAAGUACUAGGAAUCAUUGUGAUGCGGAUAAGUACUAGGAAUCAUUGUGAUGGGGAUAAGUACUAGGAAUCAUUGUGAUGGGGAUAAGUACUAGGAAUCAUUGUGAUGGGGAUAAGUACUAGGAAUCAUUGUGAUGGGGAUAAGUACUAGGAAUCAUUGUGAUGCGGAUAAGUACUAGGAAUCAUUGUGAUGGGGAUAAGUACUAGGAAUCAUUGUGAUGGGGAUAAGUACUAGGAAUCAUUGUGAUGGGGAUAAGUACUAGGAAUCAUUGUGAUGGGGAUAAGUACUAGGAAUCAUUGUGAUGGGGAUAAGUACUAGGAAUCAUUGUGAUGGGGAUAAGUACUAGGAAUCAUUGUGAUGGGGAUAAGUACUAGGAAUCAUUGUGAUGGGGAUAAGUACUAGGAGUCAUUGUGUUGGGGAUAAGUACUAGGUGUCAUUGUGUUGGGGAUAAGUACUAGGUGUCAUUGUGUUGGGGAUAAGUACUAGGUGUCAUUGUGAUGAUGGUAAGUACUAGGCAUCAUGGGGAUAAGUACUAGGCAUCAUUGUACCAGGUAUCAUUGGUAUAGUGAUAUGUACCAGGUAUCAUGGGGAUAAGUACCAGGUAUCAUGGGGAUAAGUACCAGGUAUCAUGGGGAUAAGUACCAGGUAUCAUUGGUAUGGGGAUAUGUACUAGGUAUUGAUGGGUAUUAUUCUCUGUCCUUCAUAGGGUGCAUUUUAAACGGCACUAUUCCUCUUCGUACACUCGUUUUUGACAGGAGCCACCUAGGGAGCCUCUAUAUCAGACAGGGUGUCAUUUGAGAUGAAAUCAUAGAUCUAACGACAACCAGGGUUUGGCAAGGGAUACGUCUUUUAAUUUAGACCGUGAUGAACCUAACCGCAGAAAUUCUAGUAAAGAGAUGCAUUUGCACACACACUUCAUGCAUACAACACCAGCAGACAGUACACUGUACACACGGACAAGUGUUCAACAACAACUUCCAUAAUCCACUUUUUUGAUUUUUUUUUUUUUUUGAAUGAUCAUGUGUUUUCUUUUUCUGUGUUCUAUUUCUACAGGUUUGGUUUUCGAUGCAGUAUGUUCAUUCAAGGUUUUCUUGCAUCGUUUUGCCACUUCCUUUUUAGGCACUUUUGAAGUUAUGCACUUAGAAAACAUGUUUUAUUAAAUAGUGCACCCACCCACAGUGCAAUGCUCUUUGAAAUGAUUAGAUUAAUACUGGAGAUGGAAGGUAUGACACACAAAGGAUUAUUAAAGUGAAACGAUCACAUUCACAGCAUCAUUUCAUACCUCCUUAAAGAAUAUCUGAGAUACUGUGACAUUUCUGUUAUUUUCUUGAGGAAGUGCGUGGUGUAUUUCCUGAUAUUAGGGGAACCUAUUUUCUCCCUUCACUGCUACACUGACUGAAGAUGGUUUGAUGUUAUGCCCUUAGACACAGAUCUAGGAUCAGCUUACCUUCAAUCAUAACCUUAAAUAUCAAUUGGGGGGGGGGGGCAGUUAAAGCUGAACUCAGAUCAGUAUCUAUGGGUUCAGUGGAGCUUAUGGAUCCAAAGUCUGGUAGUGUGACCUUUUCACUGACAGCAGUUGUGAGGGAGGAGACAAAUGUUCAAUGAUUAUGUUCCCAUCGGAGUCUGGUAGCAACUUGUUCUGUGGAUCCCCCAUUUCCCCUUGUGGAGUUGAACCGUCUGGGUUAAACAACAUCGGAAUAGUAGCAUUUUUUUUGGAUUGUUUGGUACCAGAAAAAUGAAUGUGGACGAUGGGGUUAAAAGCUGUAUGUUUUAUUUCAAACUUUUCUCAAAGUCUGAAGUGUCUUUUUGGAAGGAUAUCUGUAACGCAGCAGGAUAUCCUCAUUUUGGGGGGGUGACUAAAUAUGCAAGCUAUGAGAGGACCCUUGUCAUUGCACCUGUUUAUAUAGCAAGUCAUUCCCUUAUGGUUAUACUGUCCUACCUGAUGUGAUGUCUCGGUAGGUUGAGCCUGUGAGGUUGAGAGCCAUGACUUUAUGCAAUGUCUUACCGUAUUAUAUGUUCAACUCUGUAAUGAUGAGGAUGAUUCGUGGUCUGCAAUGAGGAUGAUUCGUGGUCUGCAAUGAGGAUGAUUCGUGGUUUGCAAUGAGGAUGAUUCGUGGUUUGCAAUGAGGAUGAUUCGUGGUUUGCAAUGAGGAUGAUUCGUGGUUUGCAAUGAGGAUGAUUCGUGGUCUGCAAUGAGGAUGAUUCGUGGUCUGCAAUGAGGAUGAUUCGUGGUUUGCAAUGAGGAUGAUUCGUGGUCUGCAAUGAGGAUGAUUCGUGGUCUGCAAUGAUGGUGACUCGUGGUUUUGGACACGUUGUGCUUUGCUUGACAUGCAAAAUGUAUUCAAAUUUGGUAAGAGACUAAGCUUGGCAUUGAUCUGACAUAGAGCAGCUAGUAAUGGUCAUAGACUACAAGCUAUUUUAGGAUUCUAUGCACCAUGGUUGUCUAAAGGGAAAUGGUUGUCCACGGAACAAGUGACCUCCAAACAGACAUUUGAGACUAAAUAAAUCUAGAAAAUAAUGAAACAUUACCUAAUAAAUUUCUCUACAUCACUAACAUGUGAAGCAGCAUUUAUAUAUUAGUAGUCUUUGUUUUUUGGUUUUUCGGGUCUACUUUUGUGUCCAGUCUAUCAACAAAGACUACCAGAAUAGUAAGAUAUUAAACAAAUCAGUGGAUUAAAUAUAUAUUUCUAAUUGUGAAAAAUGAAAAUGCACUCCUAUUCACUGAAGUGCCAAUCCUGACCAACGAAAGACUUGAGGUUGAUUAAACGUCUUUUGACUUAGUGAUCAUAAUCUUUUUUUUCCUUGAAUGUGCACGUUUGUAGUGCAAGAUACUGUUGCUGUAUUUUUCUUAUCUUCUAGUUCCAUGACUUGCCGUGGUUUCUCUAAACAAGUGGCAUUCUUUACUGCUUUUGCACAACAAAAAACUGUGGGAUUGAGUCAGAACAGAGGAAUAAUUUAAUCGUCGAAAAAAAAGAAUAACAUGUAUUUUAUUCUAUCAUGGUGAUCUGUCUAAGUGAAUAAUGAUGCUCUUUUCUUCCAUUUGAACAUGUUGUUUUCACUGUUCAGACCUCACGCUGAAGCAAAUGCAGGACCGCCAGUCCAGACAUGGGUUUGAUUAGAGAAAGGCAGAGCCAUCAAGUCUAAUUUUAAGCUGAAAACAGACUGCAUUGCACAUUAGGUCCCUGAGUUUUUCCUUAGUCGGGUAAUAUGGUCUGGAAAAGCUCCGAGCCCAGGUUCAGGUCAGUUAUAGCAGGCCAAUACAAGGCCACGUUCAGUAGAAAAACAUUAAACGUUGCAGAUAGAAAAGCCACAAAUGGAGAGAAUGUGAUUCAUUAUUCUACAUUUUAGAGGCAUGUUUGUUCUACAUAGCAUAUUUCUAUCUUAAUGUUCCAAACUGUUGUGCCCUGCUGAACGGUCUGCUCAACUUGAACUUCCAUGUUGGCACGACCCAUCUACCCACAAACAGCUAACAGCCACACAAUGAGUAACCCAUCUACCCACAAACAACUAACAGCUAAUUCAAAAUGGAGACGACUCAUUUUUUAUUUAUUUUUUUGACUUUGUGGUGCUUUGUCAUUGCAUGUAUAUUGACUUGGAUAUGGAGGGUAUAUAAUUAUUAUUGGCUGUCCAGACCCAGUCACUCAAUCAACCAAUCACUUGUCCAGAGACAACUUUCAGCUAUCUCUUGAUUUAGCACAAUGAAUCAGAAGCUACGUCCUUGGCUGAGAAUGAACAACCUACCUACCAACCAGAGCGGCAAUAGAAUAUUCUCUAAAAGUCAGCCGUCCCCAGGGAUUCAUUUAAGACUGCUUCCAAAAGUGCAUCCUAUUCCCUAUCUAAUGCACUACUUUUAGAACAGGGGUCCAUGGGGCUCUGGUGAAAAGUAGUGUAUUAAAUAGGGAAUAGACUGUCAUUUGGGACAGAACCUUCUUCCCUUCCUUCUCCCUCUUCCGUGCAAUUACCAGAGCUGAAUGAAUCAUACACACGUGUAAUGAUUUCUGCAAAGUGCUGAAAUGCUUCAUAUGGCAAUAGUAAAGGGACAGGAGGUUUUUCCUGACCAGAAGAAAAUCAAAUGUUAUUUGAGACAUGCGUCCAAUACCCCAGGUGUAGAUCUUACAGUGAAAUGCUUACAAGCUCUUAACCAGUUUUAAGAAGAAAGUGUUAAACUAUUUAUUUACUAAAAUAUCAAUGUCCCAAAUGGCACUAUAUACCCUAUAGCAGGGGUAUUUUCUCUUCUACUUGAUAAUUAAUUUCACACAUCUGGUGUCCCAGGUCUAAAUCGGUCCCUGAUUAGAAGGGAACAAUGAAAUAGUGCAGUGAAACUGGCUUCGAGGUCCAGAGUUGAGUUUGAGGGCCCUAUAUAAUGCACUACUUUUGACCAGAAACCUAUUGGCCAUGGUCAAAAGUAGUGCACUAUAUGUGGAAUAGGGUGCAAUUUGGGAGGGCCUACUGGGUUGUAGUUAUUUGCCAAAGUGUUUCCCUGUCAGGCUCUAUGGUCAGGAAUAACUCCUACCCCUAGGCAAAGAUUUGAAAAAUAAUAAAGAUAACAUUUAAAUGGGACUUUUCUUGUCGUGCAUCCUAGAUCCUGUAAAUGGAUAUAUCUCCCGAAAAUCCCAAGCCACGCCUUAGUGCUCAGCUUUGUCAAAUAAAUAAUGCUAUCUAUUCUACAAUUGUUUACAAUGCGACAUGUUUGUAAAGUAUUUUUCAUAUGUCAUAACUGACCAGUCUUGAUGUAUACUCUUUGAAUCUCUCAUUUAUCCUUUGCAAUGUAUUUAUUUCUAAACAAAUAUUUUUUCAUUUUUCCCCCUUUUUUUUUUUUUUUUUUUUCUAACGAUAAACCAUCUUAUACUGUGACUUGACUUGACCCACGGUAUGAAUGAGUGACUAGAAACUGAUACACUUCAACAGAACAUGACACAAACAGGAAUACAUAAACAAAACAAAAAAUGCAUUAACAAAUAUUGGAAAUGUAUACAAGUGAAAAAAAGUAAAUGGAAACUGUAAAAUAUUAAAAUAUUAAAACAAAUGUUGCAACCCUUUUAA
This is a messenger RNA of Salvelinus fontinalis (brook trout), 10452 nucleotides long. Its product is annotated as importin subunit alpha-7-like. The coding region runs from base 122 to 1747 and encodes 541 amino acids. Gene Ontology annotation, biological process: NLS-bearing protein import into nucleus. Lineage: Eukaryota; Metazoa; Chordata; Actinopteri; Salmoniformes; Salmonidae. The record is from RefSeq and is a predicted model, not a curated record. Gene Ontology annotation, cellular component: nucleoplasm; cytoplasm; nucleus. The transcript is spliced from 12 exons. Gene Ontology annotation, molecular function: protein binding; nuclear import signal receptor activity.